Messenger RNA from Arachis duranensis, 1164 nucleotides. RefSeq lists its product as uncharacterized. Bases 1 to 1164 code for a protein of 387 amino acids. The transcript has a single exon. NCBI's taxonomy places the organism in Eukaryota, Viridiplantae, Streptophyta, Magnoliopsida, Fabales, Fabaceae. The record is from RefSeq and is a predicted model, not a curated record.
AUGAGUAAGUUUAAAACCAUUGAUACAUUUUUUAAAAGAAAAGAUCAAGAGAAUGAAGAUGUUUCUACUAUUACUACUCCAAUACUUGAGGGGUCAUCAAAUUUCAUUACUUCAAGUUCUUCAUUGAAUAGCUCAAAGCGUCCACGACUUCUUCCAAAUCAACUGGAUAUUUUUCAUUUGGAAAGAGAUCCUGGAAUGCGACCAAUGAUUUGGAAUUUUCCUCCAAAUAAAAGAGAUGAAAUCCGUCAGGCUUAUAUUAAAGUUGGGCCAAAUCAACCAAUUCUUGAUAAUUAUCCAUUUUUUGGUGAUAAAAGUCAUCGUCACUUUCAAGCUUCAUGGUUUAAAUUGUUCCCAUCUUGGUUAGAAUAUUCUAUAGAAGAUGAUGCUAUAUAUUGUUUUCCGUGCUUUCUUUUUGCUAAGAAACCUUCGAUCAAUACGGGUUCAAAUGCUUUUAUUGAGAAUGGUUUCAGGAAUUGGAAGAAAGUAAAUAGUGGAAAAGAAUGUGCUCUUUUGAAUCACAUUGGCAAAGGUCCUAACUCAUUCCAUCAUAAGGCGCUGAAAUCAUGUGAUGAUUUGAUGAAACAAUCACAACAUAUUGACAGACUUCUUCAUAAGCAAACAUCAGAAGAUAUUGAAAAGAAUCGAAUUCGACUAGGAGCAUCUAUAGAUUGCAUUAGAUGGUUGACAUUUCAAGGUUGUGCAUAUAGAGGACAUGAUGAAAACCAAAGUUCAAGCAACAGAGGUAACUUUUUGGAAAUGUUGAAAUUUUUGGAAUCUUACAAUGAAAUAGUGAAAAAGAAUGUUUUGGAAAAUACUCCAAAAAAUGCUAAGUAUACUUCAAAUGAUGUCCAAAAAGAAAUUCUACAUAUUCUUGCUACUAAGGUGAGAAAUUCAAUUAUAGAAGAGAUUGGAGAUGCCAAAUUUUGUAUUAUUGUUGAUGAAGUUAGAGAUGAAUCUAAAAAGGAGCAAAUGGCCAUUAUUUUGAGAUUUGUUACUCUAGAUGGUUUUGUUAAAGAGAGAUUCUUUGAUCUUGUGCAUGUCACUGAUACUUGUGCAACAACUUUAAAGAAAGAAUUGAUUUCUGUCCUUUCUCAUUAUAAUCUCCAAGUUGAAAAUAUUAGGGGUCAACGGUAUGAUGGUGCUAGCAACAUGCGGGGUGAGUGA